CUGGGAGAGCGCUGGGACGGGCCGGGGUGUGUGUGUCUGUCCGUGUCUGCCCUUCCCUCCCUCCUUCCCUUCAUUGCACCUGAUUCCCGCUGUAAGUUUGCUACAUCUCAAUCUGCUUGUCAGAAGAGGCCGGUCUGAGCAAGACAAUCACUCGAGCUGGCCGCGGGCGGCUCGGAGCAGACAGCCGAUGCAGAAUUCCUCUACUCAAUAGCUGAAGGCACUGUCCAAAUAUCUUCAUUCCAUGGAACGGAAACAUCAGUGAAUGAUUCCUGGGACCUUUACUGAUUAAAACAUGGAACCUAUAACAUUCAAAGUUAAAAAACUUCCAGCAUCCAGUGAUACUUCGGUGGAUUUCAGUCUCCAACUUGUUGGUUCUUUGCCUGUGCACACUCUAACCACCAUGGCAAUGCUUCCUUGGAUUGUGGCAGAGAUCCGGAGACUAAGUGUGCAGUCUACUAAGGGAGAACCUAAUGUCAGCCAAAUCCGGCUUUAUGUUUCACCAGUAAGACUACGAUGUGAACUAGACUCAGGCAAAACCCGACAGUGGGAUCCUUUGAUUUGUUCCAGUCUGUUCGAAUAUAAGCCUCAACAAGUCCUUAAACUGAUUCAUAACAGCCACGAUCCAAGUUACUUUGCUUGUCUGAUAAAGGAUAAAUCAGUAAAACAGCAGAGCAUCUGCUAUGUAUUCAGAGCUGAUGAUCAAACAAAAGUGCCUGAGAUUAUUAACUCCAUUCGGCAGGCUGGAAAAAUUGCUCGUCAAGAAGAAUUUCAGAUUAAUCUGUCUGAUUCUGAAGACCCGUUUGCCAAGAAGUUUGAAGUAUUGUUCUGUGGGCGAGUGACAGUAGCACAUAAAAAUGCACCCCCGGCCCUCAUAGAUGAAUGUAUUGAAAAAUUUAACCAUGCCAGCUGUACGAAAAAAAAGGAGUUCAGUUCACUGUCCCAGCAACAUGAAACUGCCAGUAACUCAGGAGGAUUUUCCUUAAGCGAUAAAUUCCGAUCAGUCUUCCAACCAUUGGUCAGUGAUGAAGAGGAGAAAAAGCCAAUGAGGAAGUCCUACUCUCAGCCUGGGUUGCGUUCCUUUUCUUUUAAAAAGGACUUUCAAGAUAGUCGCAGGAGCAACAGCUUUAUCAGCUCUUUUGAGGAAGAUGCGAUUUUGCUGAACAUAAAAAGUCAACAUAUGUAUGGGCACAGUGUCGUACAGCCAACAGAUAUUGCAGAAAACCGGACUAUGCUGUUUACGAUUGGCCAGUCUGAGGUGUACCUCAUCAGCCCAGACACAAAAAAGGUAGCACUUGAGAAAAGCUUUAAGGAAAUUUCAUUUUGCUCUCAGGGAAUUAGACAUGUGGACCAUUUUGGGUUCAUCUGCAGAGAAUCUUCAGAAAGCGGAGGCUGCCACUUUGUCUGCUAUGUGUUUCAGUGCACAGAUGAAGCCCUGGUUGAUGAAAUCAUGAUGACUCUAAAACAGGCUUUCACUGUAGCUGCUGUGCAACAAACCUCCAGAUCUCAGCUCCAGCUCUGUGAAGUAUGUCCUAUGCAAAGCCUGCAUAAACUCUGUGAGAAGAUAGAAGGACUACAUCCUUCUAAAACUAAACUAGAACUACAAAAGCAUCUAACAACACUAAAUAAUCAGGAACAAGCCUCUGUUUUUGAGGAGGUUCAGAAAUUAAGACCAAGAAAUGAUCAAAAAGAGAAUGAGGUAAUUAUCUCUGUUCUGAGAUAUAUGUAUGAAGAAAAACAGAAGGAUCAUGUUCAUGUUGGGGAAGCAAAGCCGACUUCACAACCCUCUACAGAGAAUGCUGGAAAUGAAAUCCCGAGUAGUGCUUCCAGGUUCAGGCUAGAUAUGUUGAAGAGCAAAGCUAAAAGGUCCCUGACAGAAUCAUUAGAGAGUAUUUUAUCACGGGGUAACAAAUCCAAAGGUUCACUAGAAAGUUCUGGCAGUGUGGAUUUGGACAGCUCUUUAUCCAGUACAUUAAGCAGCACAAGUAAAGAGCCAUCUCUGCGUGAAAAAGAAGUUCCAGUUCCAUCAGAAAGUCCUGUCAAGACCGAUGCAUCAGCAGAUGAUCUCAUCAGUGACCCAGAUAGUCAUCCUGAUGAGCAGCCCGAUAAUUUAUCUCAGCCAAGCUUUAGACGGCGAGCAAACACAUUGAGUCACUUGCCCACCGGAAGCCAGGAACCUCUGGAAGCAGUUGAAACAUCACCAUCUGUUCCACAAAGGAAACUAAUGAGGUAUCAUUCAGUGAGCACAGAGACUCCUCACAAGCGAAAUUUGAACACAUCUGUGAAGGAGUCUAAAAGCUGUUCUGGUCAACCUGCAUCUCCAACUCCCUUAGCUCGUCUCAGUCCUUCGGCCUCUUCACCCAACUUUUUAAAAAAUCUAAAGCAUAAUUCAAGUGGAGAACAAAGUGGGCAUGUUACGCAAAAGAGCAUCUUCUACCGUACUGCUCUAAGGAAAAGGCUUCAUUCUUCCUCCUCUGUGCCAAAUUUCUUAAAAUUUUUGGCUCCUGUACAUGAAAAUAACGCAUCUGACUUUAGGAGCACAAAAAGUGACUAUGAGUCCAAAGAAAGCCAGCAGGGUGCUGGCAGUGACAGCCCUAUACGGACUCGCCGACAUUCUUGGAGGCAACAGAUAUUCUUACGAGUGGCAACUCCUCAGAAAUCCACUGAUUCACCCAAUCGAUAUGAUGAUUACACUGAACUGGGAGAUCUACCUCCCAGAUCCCCAUUAGAACCGGUUUGUGAAGAUGGCCCUUUUGGGCCAGUGAAAGAAGAGAGGAAACGAACACCUCAGGAACUGCGAGAAUUGUGGCAGAAAGCUGUUCUUCAACAGAUUCUGCUCCUCAGAAUGGAAAAGGAAAAUCAAAAGUUGCAAGCCUCUGAAAACAAUUUGCAAAACAGACGUCUGAAACUUGAUUAUGAAGAAAUCACUCCAUGCUUGAAAGAUGUGACCUCAGUUUGGGAAAAAAUGUUGAGUACUCCGGGAAGGUCAAAGAUUAAAUUUGACAUGGAAAAAAUACAUUCUGCUGUUGGGCAAGGAGUACCACGUCAUCACCGGGGUGAGAUUUGGAAGUUUUUAGCAGAGCAAUACCAUCUUAAACAUCAGUUUGCAAGUAAACAGCUGUCAAAGGACGUGCCCUAUAAAGAACUCUUAAAGCAAUUAACUUCUCAGCAACAUGCAAUUCUCAUUGACCUAGGGCGCACUUUUCCAACACACCCAUACUUCUCAGCACAACUGGGAGCUGGCCAGCUGUCACUGUACAACAUUUUGAAGGCCUAUUCUCUUCUGGACCAGGAAGUAGGAUAUUGCCAGGGUCUUAGUUUUGUUGCUGGAGUUCUGCUACUUCAUAUGAGUGAAGAAGAUGCUUUUAAGAUGCUAAAGGUCCUCAUGUUUGAUAUGGGCUUAAGAAAACAAUAUCGUCCUGACAUGACUAUUUUACAGAUCCAGAUGUAUCAACUAUCCAGACUCCUUCAUGACUACCACAGAGAUCUCUACAACCACUUAGAGGAGUAUGAGAUCGGCCCCAGUCUGUAUGCUGCCCCCUGGUUUCUCACUAUGUUUGCUUCUCAGUUUCCCCUGGGAUUUGUGGCCAGAGUGUUUGAUAUGCUCUUUCUUCAAGGAACAGAAGUCAUAUUUAAGGUGGCCUUAAGUCUUUUGGGAAGCCACAAACCCUUGAUUCUGCAACAUGAGAACUUAGAAACUAUUGUUGAUUUCAUUAAAACCACUCUCCCAAAAUUAGGCUUAGUACAGAUGGAAAAGACCAUUAGCCAGGUGUUUGAAAUGGAUAUUGCCAAGCAGUUGCAAGCUUAUGAAGUGGAAUACCAUGUUCUUCAGGAUGAGCUGAUAGAUUCAUCUCUGAAUGACAAUCAGAGAAUGGAUAAGUUGGAAAAGGCAAACAGUAACCUGCGUAAACAGAACUUUGAUCUCCUGGAGGAGCUACAGGUGGCAAAUGGAAAAAUCCAAAACUUAGAAGCUAUGGUGGAGAAUUUGCUGAACAACGAGGGGAAGUUGAAGCAAUCUAUUCUUGCUUUAGAGGUGGAGCGUGAAGCUUUGCUGCAGACAGUGAAAGAGCUGCGCAGACAGAUAGGCAGUCCAAGUGGAAAGCCUUUACUUACUAGGCAAGAUCACAUGGAUGCCAACUGACAGCUGCAGUUGUAACGGAGCAGACAAGUUCAACAAAGACAAAGGGAAAAACUGUUUUGUAAUGUCACCAUUGGGAUUUUAUAUUCUCUUCUCUGCCUUUUCCAGGCCUUACCAUAGCCAAGCGAAAGAUGGGAGUGGUGACUGAAUAAAUAUGAGAAACAUGUUUCUCAGGGAGGAGGCUCUUGCUUGUUAAUUUAUAGACACUUGUGGAAUAUUAUGGAUCAUACAAUGCAAUAUAAGAGCGGGCAGGAGAAACUUCUCUUUCAUGAAAUAACUGUGCACUCACAGGCAAUACACUGUAAAGAUCUGCAGUCAUGGACUCUUCCAUAAGUGCUUAUAAACCUAAGUGCUUCAUGUUGGUCCCGUGUAUUCCAUUUUACAUUUAAACAACUCCAUGUUAAAUAGCAUGCACUGUAAAAGGCUGAAGAAUUACAGCAGUCAAAAACUUCUGAACGGACUCUUCUGCCUUAUUGGGAUUGCAACAUUAGUAGUGUUCACAGAUAGAUUUGUGACCGGACUUGAUAUACUUCUGACAGUGUAAUCCCCUGCAGCUUGGCUGGUUUCCAAAAGCCACCUUGUUUAGGCCUCUGAUAACUGCUUUCUGGUACUUGAAGUGUUAACUUAGCGGUUGCUAGAGAAAUUAACUUCAUUGUACUUAGCUACAACUAAUUGUAGGGUUUCUGGAAUCUGUUUUCAUAAACACAUUGUUUUAAUACAUUUUUGUUUAACACCCAUUGUUUCGCUACUGUUGAUAGACAUUAUCUGAAAAAUGUAUUGUUGAAGGCAACUGCAUUGUACUUAACAGACAAUGCCUGUUAAGUAGAUUUUGCUUAUACUGACAAUGUCUUGGUGGAGUCUCUCUCUUACAGCAUUGUAUAGGAUUUAUCUUCAGACCUUAUAAGUGGGGGUUUUUUUUAUUUACUCCUGAUCUGCUGUGUGAUGCAAGACAUCCUUUUGCUGGGAAACUAACACCCACUUAUUUUUUUCAUUUCAUCGGGCACUCUAUACCCACCCGUCCUUUUGUGUGUUAGGGCUUUUUUUCCUGAAAUGGUGGAGGCACUCCAGAGCUUGAUUUUAUGCCAGGCAUACUUAAAUUGCUGCAUAAAGGAUGUUGUGCUGAAGUUUGAACUCGAACCUCACUCAGUCUCCUUACACUGUGUCUUUUAAGUAAGAUUACAUGUUCAAAAGCUCUCACUUUUUUCGUUAUUAUAAUGAAAGUAGUUUAGAGGCCAAUUAAAGCACUACUUUUUCAACUAAAAGUGCAACAGUAUCCAAGAAUAUUCAUUGUUUUGGUUACUCAAGAAUGAGAGCAAAUAGUACCAUAAAUGUAUUUCAUCUCUAAACACAGUGUGGCAGACAUCAAAAUGCUGGUAUAGUGGAGAUUUAUAUUUGAGAUAUGACUUUCCUAAACUGUCAGUCUCUUUGAAGAAGAGCAUAUUUUUCUUUAAUCCAUAUUGUGGAAGAAGAUUUUUAAAAAAUCUUCAUGUAAAUCUCUGGUGCAUCCUGAAUGCUAUAACAUGUGUAGAUCAAAUACUUCCUUGUAAAACAAAGGAAAAAAUUGCUCUUUUAUUUCUAAGUCUUUGAUUGUCUUCUGUAAUAUCUCAGACAUGUCUUGUUAUCAGAAAUCCACUCCAUGCUUGUCUAGUAUUGAAAUGCCAGACAAGGCAGAUAUUACAAAUCCAUUUACUUCUUAAAUUCUGUUCUUAAUUGAGAAACUGUACUGAAGCUCAUACUUCACAUUUUUUUUAAAUCUCUACACCAUUGGACCUCUUACUGUUUGACUGCUCAACAAUGUUGUGUUUGGCCAGCUUGGUGCCAUUAUUCAUACACUGGCUUUUUAAACAGAAAAGCAAUAAAAAAAUUAUUGAUGCCUGAAUUUGUUUGCACAUUUAUAUCUAGGAACAAAAAUAUAGCUGUCUGCAUAAUAGUUCUGAAACUAAUAAAUUAAGUUUGUCCAA
Alligator mississippiensis (American alligator) is the source of this 6096-nucleotide messenger RNA. RefSeq names its product TBC1 domain family member 1 (gene TBC1D1). The transcript has 22 exons. NCBI's taxonomy places the organism in Eukaryota, Metazoa, Chordata, Crocodylia, Alligatoridae. The coding region runs from base 293 to 4138 and encodes 1281 amino acids. The record is from RefSeq and is a predicted model, not a curated record.